AUGUACAAGUCUCGUGGUGCGGCUAGGGACCCAGAAUUGAAUUCUUUCCUUUCUAGGGUAGAACAAUUGGAUUCGGAGAGGAUUAAGAAGAAACCUUCUGUUAAACCGAAACCAAAGAAUUUGAAAUAUAACGAUGAUGAUUAUGAAAAAGCGGAAGAUUUGUUGAGGGGUUCAUACAAGAGUAAUUCACAGUACGAUACAGAGACAGAUAGGCCAGUAUCUAGUCUAGCUUAUAAGUCGGCAUACAACUACGAUAAGACUUUUUCACCAAAGAAGAAUGGUGAUUCAAGCGUUUCGGCUCGUGACCGAGAUGACAACAAUGGUCAUUAUGAAAAUUUGGGAAACGGUACUCGUAGGAUCUCAAAGUUCGACGAUGUUUAUAGGGACAGAGAGCACUCACAGGGUGAGUUUGUGGUGUCAAAAGAGGACUAUGAGAUGCUGAUGAGUAUGAAAGGCGGUCAAUCUGUCUCGAGACCUGAUAAUUUUCCUUCGAGAGGUUCUGCCCGUAAUUUGUCUGGAAAUGAAGAAGAUUUCGAUGUCAGGGUCCAAAAAAAUUCCGGAAAAAACCCGAAACCAAAACCGAAACCAAAACCAAACCCUAAAGUGAUUAACGGAACUCUGAAUGAGCCUGAACGUCCUGGACGUUACCGCGGCUAUGAUCGUCACUCGGACGUGGACAUCAGCGACGAUGAUGGCACUGAAUUCAAUGGUAACAAACCGUUGUCAGUGAGAAUUGGAGGUGACUCCGAUAAAAAGAAAAAGAAGAGUGCAAAGAAUGGGAAGGUCAAAAAAUCGUUUGAAGAUGAAUCCGAUGACGAGAUCGAUUUAAACGAAUCCGGACCUGUCUUCUCUUCCAGGAAUUUCAAGGAUCACGAUGAUAUCGCCGAAACGGUUGCUGCACAAAGAAAGGCGAAAAAGGCAGUUCCGCCUCCACCAAAGAAAAGAAAUUCUAGCAAGGACUCUAGCAAGGACUCUAGCAAGGCUUCUACCGCCAAGUACAACAUCAUCGACACUGAUCCAGUGGACGAAUUCUCCGAGGUUUUCCAAAAAAUUAGAUUGUCUCAGGGUACCACCGACGAAGAGUCCAAAUGCAACGGUAAAAAGAACGGUAAAGUUGCACCAAAGAAACCUGCAAAAAAAUCUGAACUUAGAAACCCUAAAGUGAGAUCAUCAAGACCUUCGUUACCAUCUGAUGACGAUGCUUACAACAGCAAUGAUGAUGACGAUGACGAAUAUGACGAACAAAACGAAUUUUUCGCUGUAAGAAAAUCGCUACGUAAGACCCACACAGCACCAUCUCGUCGUGAUAUCACUCCAGAAGCAGUUAAAGCCAAGUCUAAACUGAACAAACCUCCUUCUUCUAUCAGUUCUGUAGAAGAAAUACCUGAAGCGAUGGCAAAGAGGCAAGCUCUUUUGAGAUCCUCAACGGAAUCGGAAAUUGAAAAGAAAUCCUCUUCAUCAUUAAAGAGCCUACAAAAGCAUGGCUCAAAGUUCCAAAAGCAACUGAUUAAAACAAUCAACAGUAGUCAGGCCUCUCUAUCGGCAUUGGCGUCGUCAACUGCAUCAUCUGCAAACUCAUCAUCUGACGCAUUGAAUGCGAAGACAAAGAAAAUGCUAACAAAGGUACGUUCUAAGGGUCCAAAACGUAAGCUCCCAACAGACGUCACUAAAUUGUAA
Molecule: messenger RNA, 1677 nt
Organism: Kluyveromyces lactis
Lineage: Eukaryota; Fungi; Ascomycota; Saccharomycetes; Saccharomycetales; Saccharomycetaceae
Gene: BSP1
Product: Bsp1p
Exons: 1
Coding region: 1-1677 (558 amino acids)
Source: RefSeq, a predicted model, not a curated record